Molecule: messenger RNA, 2025 nt
Organism: Malania oleifera
Lineage: Eukaryota; Viridiplantae; Streptophyta; Magnoliopsida; Santalales; Ximeniaceae
Exons: 9
Coding region: 27-1640 (537 amino acids)
Source: RefSeq, a predicted model, not a curated record
AUGCUUCCUCUUCUUUCUGAAAAAUAAUGAAGUUCGAAGACUUUCUGAUGCAACCCACUGAAGAGCACAAGAAAACACUCAACCUCCAGGAAGAGGUGGCGAAACUGCAAGCAGAAUUAGAAGAGCAGCAGAAACUGAACAGGGUUUUGCAUUGUGCCCUGCAUGGCCCCUUUCUAUGUCAACCUUGUCUUUCUUCUUUUCUUCCACUCCAGGUUCAGGUGCUUCUCACAGAGCUGGCAAUGGUGGAGGAAGAGAUAGUUUGGCUGGAGUCAAAAGUGGAGAAGCUCAAAUUGGGCUUAUACCAACAGAAGAAACACACCAAACUGUGGGAAGCCCAGCAGCAGCAGCAGCAUACAGUACAGCAAGAAGAAAGACACUUGCUACGCCAACUCCAAAACCAAACAGAUGAGCCGAAUGAAAAAAUCAAACAGCAUUUGGAUUCAGUAUUGCAUGAAGAAUUCAGAAAGUACAAAGUGAAAAGGGAAGGGAAAGCCCCUCUGCCUUCUCCAUCAGAAUUCCAAAUGAUGUGUUCCAUAACAUCUAAUGAAGACAUGGCUGGAAAAGCAAGGAAAUACAACUGCAGCAGAAGCCACGGAAACCAGAGUUAUUUUGACGAGGAAAGGAGUGCUCAGAAACCAAAUCACCUCUCAGAAGAACUCAUCAAAAGCUUAAUAGCCAUAUUUCUAAGACUCAACCCGCAGGCAUUACCAGAGAACGAAGGAGCAAUGAAUGGUUCAAAGCACACCCUCUCCUGCAUGAAAUCAAGGGGGCUCAGGUCAAAGACCUCAACCAACCGUAAAGCACCUGCAUUUCACGUGGAUAGCAAUGCAUCCAAUCUUGACCCCUAUGGCAUAUUUUCGUACUUGGAGGGUGCUGUCAGGGACAUUGGCCCAUAUAAGAACUUUGUCCAGAUCACAAGAAGCUGCUCACUGGACGAUGCCAGUAUUUCCGAAUGUUUUCCAGCAAUCGAAAAAUUGAGGGAGUUGAUGCUUAAACUCUGCAAUGUGGAUUUGACUUUCCUGACCUACAAGCAGAAGCUGGCAUUUUGGAUCAACAUAUACAAUGCUUGCAUAAUGCAUGCAUUUCUACAACAUGGGCAGCCUGCCACGGAAGAGAAACUGCUAGUUCUCAUGAACAAGGCUGUAUUGAAUGUUGGUGGCGUAGUAUUGAAUGUUCUGGCUAUCGAGCAUUUCAUUCUCCGGCAUCCAUGUGAUUCAAACCAUGGCCCUUUGGAUGAGAAGGAAAUGCUGCUGAGACACACCUUCGGACUGGGAUAUCCAGAACCAAAUGUGACAUUUGCGCUUUGUCGAGGCAGCCGGUCUUCGCCAGCAUUGAGGGUUUACACUCCGGACGAAGUGGUGAAUGAACUCGAAAGAGCAAAAGUGGAGUACCUGGAAGCUUCAGUAGGGGUUACAAGCAAGAAAAAGAUUCUAGUGCCCAAACUUCUACAGUGGCACAUGCACGACUUUGCGGAUGGCAUGGAAUCUCUACUGGAGUGGAUUUACAGCCAAUUGCCACAUUCUGGUUCACUAAAAAGACUAAUGGUGGAGUGCCUCAAUGGAGGAAUUAAAUCUUCUAUAUCAAAAAUGGUAGAAAUUCAGCCUUAUGAGUCCGAAUUCCGCUAUUUGCUGCCCUCGUAAGUAAAAUAAAGGGAGACAAGAACAUACUGAAACACAAUUGUUGACAUAAAGAAUCUCCUGAAACCUGGGAACUAAGUACUCGUCGAAACUGCAACGACAUGGUGAUGCAAUCUGCGAUAUUAUUGUGCCAAUAAAGUUCUCAUGAGGCCAGAAUCUACUCAACUGUUGAUACACCACUGUAUUAUAAACUCAACAACACAUCUUUACCCUCUAUUACAGAACCUUAGUUUUUUAGUUAGUUUGCUAUAUUCUGUUUUUCUGUUUAUCUUUCUGUUUCUUCUUUUCUUUCUUCUUCUAUUUUUCUUCUUGAUCUUUCUUUUUUAUCUGGUUAUAAAUACAACAUGUAUAGCAUUGUAUUUACGUGUGGAAUAAGAAGAAGUAUUCU